Otolemur garnettii (small-eared galago) is the source of this 1987-nucleotide messenger RNA. RefSeq names its product transmembrane protein 165 (gene TMEM165). Gene Ontology annotation, cellular component: Golgi apparatus. The record is from RefSeq and is a predicted model, not a curated record. Gene Ontology annotation, molecular function: manganese ion transmembrane transporter activity; calcium ion transmembrane transporter activity. NCBI's taxonomy places the organism in Eukaryota, Metazoa, Chordata, Mammalia, Primates, Galagidae. Bases 276 to 1238 code for a protein of 320 amino acids. The transcript is spliced from 6 exons. Gene Ontology annotation, biological process: manganese ion transmembrane transport; Golgi calcium ion transport; calcium ion transmembrane transport.
GGGCGGGGCCCAGGAGCUGGGGCCGGGCCUCGCUGAGGCGGUUGGCAGAGUUCUGCGCGGCCGCGGCUGGGAGGACCAGGAUCGAGCCGGUGGCUGCGGACUCCCGCCUGCCCUGCGCCGCCCGCCCGCCUCCCCACCGCCGCAUGGUGCCGACUGCUCACUGAGUGGCGGCGGCGAGGCGUGAGUUACGCGCCGCGGAGGCGGCUUGGGUCUAAGCUUCCCGUCGCCGGCACUUCCCCCUGCGGCGCCCGUGCGCGGCCGGGUGGGCUGGAGGGAUGGCGGCCCCGGGGAGCGGCCGUGCAUCGGCGCCCCGGCUGCUUCUGCUCUUGCUGGUUCCGCUCCUGUGGGCCGGGGUCCGGGCCGGCCCCGACGAAGACCUUAGUCACCGGAACAAAGAACCAGCGGCGCCUGCUCAGCAGCUGCAGCCGCAGCCGGCGGCCGUGCAGGGCCCCGAGCCGGCCCGGGCCGAGAAAGGAUUUACACCAGCAGCCCCAGUUCAUACCAGUAAAGAAGAUCCGGCUACCCAAACUAAUUUGGGGUUUAUCCAUGCAUUUGUCGCUGCCAUCUCAGUUAUCAUUGUAUCUGAACUGGGUGAUAAGACAUUUUUUAUAGCAGCCAUCAUGGCCAUGCGCUAUAACCGUCUGACCGUGCUGGCGGGAGCAAUGCUCGCCCUGGGCCUGAUGACGUGCUUAUCAGUUUUGUUUGGCUAUGCCACCACAGUCAUCCCCAGGGUAUAUACGUACUACGUUUCAACUGCGUUAUUUGCCAUUUUUGGCAUUAGAAUGCUUCGGGAAGGCUUAAAGAUGAGCCCUGAUGAGGGUCAAGAGGAACUGGAAGAAGUUCAGGCAGAAUUAAAGAAGAAAGACGAAGAAUUUCAACGAAGCAAACUCUUAAAUGGACCGGGAGAUGUUGAAACGGGUACAAGCACGACAAUACCUCAGAAGAAGUGGCUACAUUUUAUUUCACCCAUUUUUGUUCAAGCACUUACAUUAACAUUCUUAGCAGAGUGGGGCGACCGCUCUCAACUGACAACAAUCGUGUUGGCAGCUAGAGAGGACCCCUAUGGUGUAGCAGUGGGUGGAACCGUGGGACACUGCUUAUGCACUGGGUUGGCAGUAAUUGGAGGAAGAAUGAUAGCACAGAAAAUCUCAGUCAGAACUGUGACCAUCAUAGGAGGCAUCGUGUUUUUGGCGUUUGCGUUUUCUGCACUAUUUAUAAGUCCUGAUUCUGGUUUUUAACAAGCUGUUUAUUCAUCUGUGGUUAGUUUAAGAUAGGUAACUCUUAAUCUUUCUGUACAUAGUGUACAUGGUAACUAAAAGUGAUGGAAAAUACUGUAUUUUGUAGCAUUGAUUUGUGGCUUUGAACUAUUUUAUGAAAGUAUUAUGUCAGAAGAGAUAAUCAUUGAUUCUCUUUGUAACCUGGGUUUUUAAAAGAAACCUGACCUCUAAAUGUGGGUUUUCCUUCCCUCCAGCAUAAUUAUGUCAGUCCAGUCCCCAUUUCUGUUUUGGUAUAUACAGAACUAUUAUGCAGUGGGCUCUGUCACUUGAUUUUCUUUUAGCACUGACCCUUUUAUAAGGAAUACAAAUUUUCUCCUUGAUCACUUAGGUGUAUUGAGAUGUUAAAAUUUUUUGUAGGGAAAGAAUGAAUUAAUUUCUAUUUUUAAAACAUUUUUCUGGCCAGUAAUCAGUAAUUUAAGCAUCAAUCUUUUUGAAAUUAGGUUCUUUGCUUAAAAAAAAAAGUGAGAGGGACAAACAUGAGAGUAUUGUUACUUCAGUAAUGUGACACAAGAGCUGUCUGUCUGCAAGCUCUGUUCUUCCUCUUUUUUUUUUUUUAAUUGGGUAGGACACCCAAUAAAAAAAAAACAGUCAAUAUUUGACAAUGUGGAAUUACCAAAUUAAAAGAGAAUACUAUGAAUGUAUUCAUAUUUUUUCUAUGUUGGAUAAACAAUGUAACAUAGAUACAAUGUAAAUAAAAAUGGUAUGACCAG